Diabrotica balteata is the source of this 3467-nucleotide messenger RNA. The record is from the annotation of a GenBank genome assembly. Lineage: Eukaryota; Metazoa; Arthropoda; Insecta; Coleoptera; Chrysomelidae.
AUUUUGUAUUUUUAUAGGUUAUUUUAUUAUUAACAAAAUGGAAAAUCCUUCUUUAAAAUACAUAACAAAUCCAGAUUUUGGAAAACCACCCGAUGAACAAAAUGAGAUUCUGCAAAGAAAUGGAGAACCUCACACAACCAGCUUUAACUAUAUGCUUAACCAAGGACUGUCAGAAGCUAUUAAAAAUCUAAACCCUGUGGAAUUUUUGCUAAAUGAACGAAAAAUUAAACUUACAAUUACAAACUUUUUAUUUCAAAAACCGGAGGUGCCUCCCGAAAUGGUGCUAGUUAAAAAUAAAACAAUUUAUCCUACAUCAUGUAGACAAAGUGCAAAUACAUAUAAGGGGAAGUUUUUAGUUGAAAUUGAUUGGUAUAUUGAUAAUGAACAACAACAAUCGUUUACCAAAGAUUUGGGAGAGAUACCAGUCAUGGUUAAGUCGGAACGCUGUCAUUUAUCUAAAAUGUCUCCUAAACAAUUGGUAGAAUGCGGCGAACACGAACAAGAAUGGGGUGGAUACUUCAUUAUUAAAGGUAACGAAAAGUUGGUCAGGAUGUUAUUGAUGACAAGACGAAACUAUCCUAUAACUAUCAAAAGAUCUGGUUGGAAACAAAGGGGCGCCCUUUUUUCAGAUUGUGGCGUUUCCAUAAGAUGCGUUAGGAGUGAUCAAACGGCUACGAAUAACGUCUUGCAUUUUGUAAACGAUGGUACAGCGAAACUGAUGUUUAGUUAUCAAAAAGUGCUAUAUUAUACUCCUUUGUGCUUGAUUCUGAAAGCACUGUGUAAUUACAGCGACCAGUAUAUUUAUCAGAGGUUAAUUCAAGGUUGCGAGGAUGAUACAUACUAUAUAGACUGUGUACAGAACAUGCUCCGUGCAGUUCACAGAGAAAACCUUCACACAACGGAAGACUGUCGUCUGUAUCUAGGCAAAAUGUUCCGAGUGAAAUUCUAUGAAUGUCCAGAAUGGUCGACAGAUAAAGAAGUAGCUGAGUUUAUUUUGAGAAAGUGUAUAUUAAUUCAUCUAGACAACAACGAAGAUAAGUUUAACAUGCUAGUUUUCAUGGCACAGAAACUGUUUUCUUUCGCUCAGGACAAAUGCAAAGUGGAGGGUGCUGAUGCUGUAAUGAUGCAAGAGCUACUUUUAGGUGGUCACUUAUAUUUACAGAUACUUAAGGAAAAAAUGUAUUCUUGGUUGAACGGGUUGAAACUAAGUAUUUUGAAGUUGGCUAAAGCUGCCACUUUCUCAAUUUCUCAAACAGAAAUGUUGAGAGCAGCAAAAAAUAGUGGAGGAAUUGAAAGUGCCCUUGGUAAUUUCUUAGCCACUGGAAAUUUAAACAGCAUAUCAGGAUUGGGACUUAUGCAAGAUAAAGGUUUGGUUAUUAUGGCUGAAAACAUCAACAGAAUGCGUUACAUGUCUCACUUCAGAGCCGUCCACAGAGGAGCCUUCUUUCAAGAGAUGAGAACCACCGAAGCCAGACAGUUGUUACCUGAUGCUUGGGGAUUUAUUUGUCCUGUACAUACACCGGAUGGCGCACCUUGUGGCCUUUUGAACCAUCUUACUUUGAACUGUGUUAUUACUGACGUGCCAGAUCAGGAUAAAGUAAAUAACAUUCCUUUGGUAUUAACGGAAUUGGGUAUGAAGCCUCUUAAAAACGCCGACAUGAUCGAUUUGAAAAGUAGUUAUGUAGUGCAACUUGAUGGCAGAAUCAUUGGAUAUGUCCACAUAAACGAUGCAGCCAGAAUUGUUCAGAAACUAAGACUGUUCAAGAUAAAGGGCAAAGUCAUCCCUCAAACACUCGAGAUAGCUUUAGUACCGUUAAAAAGAACAGUUGCUCAAUAUCCAGGAAUAUUUUUGUUCACGGGACCAGCUAGAAUGAUGCGACCCUUGAAGAAUUUAUACACGAAUCAAAUUGAGUUAGUUGGGACUUUCGAACAAGUUUAUUUGGAUAUAUGUGUUACUCCAGAGGAAGCAUAUGAUAAAGUUACGACUCACAUGGAGCUCUCCAAAACAGCGUUUCUUUCAAAUCUAGCUCAACUUAUACCUAUGCCCGAUUGCAAUCAGUCACCUCGUAACAUGUACCAGUGUCAGAUGGGUAAACAGACGAUGGGUACACCUUGCCAUACGUGGGAUUUACAAUCAGAAACCAAACUUUACCGACUACAAACACCUGGAACUCCGCUAUUCAGGCCUGUACAUCACGAUAAUAUUUUGUUAGAUGACUUUGCUAUGGGCACGAAUGCUAUCGUAGCUGUUAUCAGUUAUACUGGUUACGAUAUGGAAGAUGCCAUGAUUAUUAAUAAAGCAUCAGAAGAAAGGGGACUGGCACAUGGGAUGAUUUACAAAUCAGAAUUUGUCGAAUUGGACCAUCCCGAUUCAUUUUUUGAGAGAGAUCCAAAUACAAAAAACACCAAUCUGUCAAAUUUAUUGGAUUCCGAUGGUCUACCAUUCAUCGGCAGAAAAAUGGUAGAAAACACACCAUUGUAUUGUUUUUUUGAUGCUGAUCGGUCACUUUACAUAACUAAAACUUUUAAAGGCAAAGAAGAAUGUUACAUACAUAGUGUCAAGUUGUGCGCAAACUUUGGGCGGCAAAAGGCCAAGAAGAUAGCUUGUUUUACAUAUCGAGUGCCAAGAAAUCCCAGCGUAGGGGAUAAGUUUGCUAGCAGAGCUGGACAAAAGGGAAUUUGCUCUCAAAAAUGGCCCGCUGAAGAUUUACCAUUUACGGAAACAGGUCUUGUACCCGAUAUUGUCUUCAAUCCUCACGGUUUUCCCUCGAGAAUGACAAUUGCUAUGAUGAUCGAAAUCAUGGCGGGAAAAUCUGCAGCAUUACAUGGACUGGUUCACGACGCCACCCCCUUUAGAUUUACGGAGGAAGAUACUGCUAUCGAUUAUUUUGGCAGACUAUUGGAGAAAGGUGGUUACAAUUAUUACGGUACAGAAACAAUGUAUUCCGGUAUUGAUGGAAGGGAAAUGACUGCUCAGAUAUUUUUUGGAAUAGUACACUAUCAGAGGUUAAGACAUAUGGUAUCUGAUAAGUGGCAGGUGCGGUCUACUGGACCAACUAAUAUAUUAACUAGACAACCGCUACAAGGAAGGAAAAGAGGAGGGGGUGUUCGUUUUGGUGAAAUGGAACGUGACGCACUUAUCAGCCACGGGGCUUCAUUUUUACUGCAAGACCGCUUGUUUCACUGUUCAGAUGAAAGUACAGCCUUCAUUUGCACGUCUUGUGGAACAUUGUUGGGCCCGAUUACGGCCGUUAUGAGGUUAGCUGAUAGACCACAACAUACCGAGACGAAGGAAACAUGUAGACUGUGCGAAACUGAUGAACAUAUAAAUAAAAUAAAAAUUCCUUAUAUAUUCAAAUUUUUUGUUACACAAUUAGCAUCUUGUAAUAUUAAUGUUAGAGUAGGCUGCCAAGAAGUCUAAUUUUUAUUAAAAUAUGCUUUUAUUAUUCAAUACAGUUUUAGAUAAU